This is a messenger RNA of Daphnia magna, 1668 nucleotides long. Its product is annotated as pyruvate dehydrogenase protein X component, mitochondrial. Lineage: Eukaryota; Metazoa; Arthropoda; Branchiopoda; Diplostraca; Daphniidae. The transcript has 10 exons. Gene Ontology annotation, cellular component: pyruvate dehydrogenase complex; mitochondrion. Gene Ontology annotation, biological process: pyruvate decarboxylation to acetyl-CoA. The record is from RefSeq and is a predicted model, not a curated record. Bases 68 to 1504 code for a protein of 478 amino acids. Gene Ontology annotation, molecular function: acyltransferase activity.
AGAGUAGUCGUUUUUCGUCUGCGAUAAACAAAAAAUCCCGAAAAAGAAAUCUUUUGGAGUCGAAAAUAUGGCUUCCAUUACUAGAUUUAGGGCAUGUGAUCAUCUUUUAAACUUGAAUAUAUUUAGAAGCUCUUUCAAGAAAAAUGGAAUGCUUAAUGCUUUAUGGUUUCAUACGACACCUCGAAGACUUGUUGUUGAGUUGAAGAUGCCAUCCUUGUCCCCGACGAUGACAUCGGGUACGAUUGUGAAUUGGCAUAAAAAAGAAGGGGAUACAGUAAAUCCAGGUGAUGUCCUGUGUGAAAUUCAAACUGACAAGGCUGUGAUGGCUUUUGAAACAGAAGAAGAAGGGACUCUUGCAAAAAUAUUUAUUGGAGAUGAUUCACAUGACGUGCAAGUAGGGUCGCUCAUUGCGCUUCUGGCAGAACCAGGAGAAGAUUGGAAAAAUGCAACUUGUUCUGAUACACCAAAAGUUGCAAGUGAAAAACCAAAGAAUCCUCCCAAACCGAAUUGUGAAGUCUCGAGCUCAGAGCACCAGGAUAAGAGAAAUUCCAAACGAGCCAUGACGUUGGGCCCUGCCGUAAGAAACUUGCUGGUAAGGUAUGGACUAUCCCCUAUUGCAAUUCUUGGCUCUGGUCCACGUGGUCUCCUCCUCAAAGGAGAUGUUUUACAUCACAUUCAAAAAGAAAACUUAAAACCGGUUCCUAUUUCCUCUGCUGCAGAACCCAAAAUCUCAUCAAAGGCCAUUGUCACGGAACCAAAGAAAUCUGAUCUUCAAAAGGGCACUAUAAAAAAAAUCCAGAAUCUUACACACGAACAAGAAUAUCAAGAUCUGGAACUCUCAAGCAUGAGACGUACAAUCGCUAAGCGUCUAACAGCAUCCAAAACCGGAAUACCCCAUGCUUAUAGCACGAUUAAUUGCAAGGUUGGUACUGUUAUGAAUCUUCGACAGAAGUUUAAAAACGAAGGAAUCAAGUUUUCCAUCAACGACAUUAUCAUCAAAGCGGUCGCCACUGCAUUGGAUUUGUGCCCAGAAGCCAAUGUUAUUUGGCAAGGAGAUCAGCUUGUACAACCUACAAAUGUUGAUAUAUCCGUAGCCGUAGCCACAAAUUCUGGUUUAAUAACGCCGAUAGUGACCGAUGUCCUUGGCCGAGGUGUAUUAGAAAUCGGGGACAUGGUACGGGACCUUGCCGAAAGAGCGCGUGGAGGAAAGCUUCAGCUUCACGAAUUUCAAGGAGGAUCUUUCACGAUUUCCAAUCUGGGGAUGUACGGUGUUAGCGAGUUUAGCGCCAUUAUCAAUCCACCACAAUGCGCAAUAUUGGCCGUGGGUGGAAGCCGUUUAGAACUUGGUGAUGACGGCAAGCCGGCGAUGGUCAUGAGUGCAACCUUAUCAUAUGAUGGAGAGGCCAUAUCUCCUGUGGCAGCUGCAACUUUCAUGUCCACUCUACAACGUUUAUUGGAGUCACCCCAAAGUCUGCUCUUGGGUCAUCGUUCACUUCCAGAAUAAAGACUGGAAGCACUCGAUUCCCAUUAGAAACUGAAAUUAAUUUUUUUUUUUUUUUUUUUUUUUUUUUUUUAGAAAUGUAAUUACUGUAAUUGUUGAGUGUGAAUAACAGAAAUUAGAUGUAGAAUCGAUAUAGGAAUGUUAAAUAGAAACAUUUCAUUCUUGAA